AUGAAAACGGUCGCUUUAAUUCUUUUGGUAGCCGCUUGCGCCUACGCCAAACCCGAAGCUGUUGAAUCUAGCACUGCUGCUAGCGUAGACAGCGUUAAAGCUGGUACUGACCUCUCAGUCUCCAGCACUGUUGCUCCACUCGUUAGUGGCGGUCUCGCUACUGGAGUCGAAGGUGGUCUCUUGUCCGCUGGUUUGGCUGGUGGACUCGUCGGUGAUGCUGUUUCUGCUGCUGGCCUCGGACUCGGAUCCGGAGUCGUCAGCGGUGGAGUCGUCGGCGGUGAUGUUGUCUCUGGCGGAGUUGUAGGAGACGCUGCCCUCGGUGGUGGUCUCGUCAGCGGUGGACUCGUCAGCGGAGGACUCGUCGGUGCCGGUCUCGGUGAUGGACUCGUUGGAGGUGGACUCGUCGGAGGUGGUCUCGUCAGCGGUGGAGUCGUCGGAGGUGGACUCGGUGGUGGACUCGUCGGUGGUGACCUCGGAGUUGUAGGAGGCGGUUUGGUUGGAGACUUGGGAUCCACCGUUGCCUACGACAGCGCUGCUGGACUUACCGGACUCGCUGGUGGACUCUCUGGUGGACUCUCUGGAGUUAGCGGUGUUUCUUACGGAUCUGGAUUCGGAUACGGAGUCGGAGUUGGAAGCGGAGUCGGUGUCGGAGUUUCUGCCCUCUCUGGACCAAUCCCAGUCAGCACUCAAGCCCUCGGAGCCGCCGGACCAGCUGUCCCAGUCCAACAAUACGAACUCGGUCACGCCAGACAAGUACAAACCGUUCAACACUUUGACGUCAACAACGUUGUCCCAGUCUCUGGAUACGCUGUCAAGAGAGAAAGAGUUAACGUCCCAGUCCGCAAAUACGUCAGAACCGAAAAAGUUGUUCCAUUGAAAUUCGAAUCCGUUCACCCAGUCCAAACCUACGAAAACUACGCCGUCCGUACCGCUGUCCCAGUCCAAAAAUACUCUGUCCAACGCCAAGAAGUCAACGUUCCAGUCCAAAAAUUGGUUAAAUCCCAAAGCGUUCAACAAUUCAGAGUUGACACCGUCACCCCAGUCAGAGAAGUACAAAGAUUCCAAGUCCAAAAAGUCGUCCCAGUCGUCACCCAACAAGUCAAAACCGAACAAGUCGAAGUCCCAGUACAAAAAUUCGUCAAGAACAGCCACGUCGUCCCAGUCACCGUCGAACGUGUCACCCCAGUCCAACACGUCCAAAGAGUCAGCGUACAACGUGUCGUCCCACACCAACACUACGAAUACAAAACGCACAACGUUAGAUUGCCAGUCCAAAAAUUGGUCAAAUCCCAAAAAGUCGCUCAAGUCAGAGUAUCUGCCGUCACCCCAGUCCCAGGAGUUGAAUCCCACGAAGUCAAACGUGUCGUCCCAGUCCAAUCUUACCAAGUUACCAGAAACCGUGUUGCUUUGCCAGUCAACACCUUCGAUGUUCAAGGAUCACUCCCAGUCAACACCGUCAACCUUAACGGUGGAGUCGGACUCGACGCUGGAGUCGGAGCUGGAUUUGGAUACGGAGUCGGAGUUGGAGCCGGAGUCGGUCUCGGUGCCGGAGUCGGUGUUUCUGGAUUCGAAUACUCUAGUGUAACUGCUGCCCCAGCUGUUUCUGGUGGAUUCGUUUCCACCACAUCUGCCCCACUCUUGUCCGGUGGAGUCUCUGAAUACUCUUCUGGAGUCGUCGGAAGCGGUCUCGUCGGAGGUGGCGUUCUCGGAGGCGGUCUCGUCGGAGGUGGCGUUCUCGGAGGUGGUCUCGUCAGCGGUGGAGUCGUCGGAGGUGCUUUGUCUAGCGGAGUCGUCGACGGAGGAGUCGUAGGAACUCUCCCAGUUUCCGGAGUCGUUGGUGCCGGACCAGAAGUUACCGUUGGAGGUGGUGUUCUCGGAGGUGGAGUCGUCGGAACCGGAGUUUCCGGUGGAUUCGGUGACUUUUCCUCUACCACCGUUGCCCCACUCGCCGGAGGUUUCUCCACCACCGUCGCCCCAUUCACCACCACCUCUUCCUCUUUCGGAAGCUCCUUCUCUUCCGGAUUCGGAAACUUGUACAAGAAAAAAUAA
This is a messenger RNA of Pediculus humanus corporis (human body louse), 2049 nucleotides long. Its product is annotated as Thread biopolymer filament subunit gamma, putative. The record is from RefSeq and is a predicted model, not a curated record. Bases 1 to 2049 code for a protein of 682 amino acids. Lineage: Eukaryota; Metazoa; Arthropoda; Insecta; Psocodea; Pediculidae. The transcript is spliced from 3 exons.